AUGUCUUUUAGGGCUAUUGCUGAUAUCAUCAUCAACGUUGAAAGUUUCAGGAACAUUGAUUUAUAUCAAUCUGGGCUUUAUCAUAUAGAAUUUUCUGUGUUUCAGAAGAUUAAAGAUACAGAAAUCUAUGCGUCGCCUUAUAAUUUGAUAAUGAACGAAGAGCCAAAAGACGAGUGUAGGAUUCUUGAGCCAAAUAUUGAUGACAUGAAGUUCAAAACCAGAAGCUUCUGAAUCCGAUAUAACGAUGAAGAAAUCAUUUUUAAUGAAAUUGCUGUCUUCCGGACUGAGAUUGACUAUGAAAGAGGAAAAAAUCUUGGAGAAAUUAAGAUCAGGGCGAAUUUGAUGUAUUUAAAUACUGAAAAUCAAGAAGAUGAAGAAGUUUUAAAUACUGACGUGAGGAGGAUUAGAGAAUUCCAAGCUGUCUCGUCAAUAGAAAUUGAAGUAAAGUCAAUCAUUAGCGGGAUAAAUAAUUAUUUCCCAUUUGUCUUUGAUGAUGAGCAUUUUUGUGUGACAUCUGCUACAAUUCAUGCGGCACCAAUUGAUUUUAGACUGAGAAGCUCCAAAAUAGAGGACGAUAAUAAAGAAAGUAGCCAUCACAUUUCGUAUUCAGAAGAAGAUCUAAUUCAAGCUAUAGGGGAAAUAUUUUUUAAGCGAAAAGAUAUAAUUUUGCAGGAAGAUAUGAGUGAAAUAUAUAAUAUUUAUGUAAAAAUAUUGGAAAAUGCAUGUGAAAACAACAAAAAAUUUAUACUAGAAUGGGAUAGCCAAGGAGGAGAAAUUGAUGAAAAAGUCCAAAUUCCUGAUGUGGGUAUCGGGAAAGAAAAAGUGAUAAAGAAAGUUAUAGAAGACAUUCAGACCAUCGCUGCUAAAAUUUGCUAUAUGAAUAUCCAAUUUUUAGAUUGUCUAAAAAAUCAUUCAACAGAAAUAUCAAGAUCAUUAGAAAUUUUAUAUAAUCAAGCAUCAAAAGAGUAUUGAAACCGCUAUAUUUCUUAUGAAAGUGCUACACUUAAUGAUUUUUCUAUGAGUUUUGAUGAAUCAUUAGCUGAGCACCACCAACAAAUUGUCGACACAAUUCUUAAUCACCCCCAAGAUUUUCAAAAUUUUCGUAUACAAGCUCCUUUGUUUUUGUCACAAAAGCCAGUCUUAAUUUGCAACACCCACACAAAAAGCAGGAUUUCUAGCGAAACUAAUCCAUGGGAUCCUGAAUGGUUAAGCUGCCUCCCAAAUCUGCCUAUGAGAAAACACGGUAUUCAUCUAGUUAUAAUAGUCCAUGGAUUUCAAGGGAACUCCUCUGAUGUAAAACUAUGGAAAAACUAUAUAGGGCUUUAUAGACCUGACACUAUGAUUUUAAGCUCAGUUUCCAAUGAAGAAGACACAAAAAUCAGUCUAGAAGAAAUGGGCAGAAAGCUCUCAGACGAAAUCGUCAGCUAUAUCCACGAAUAUUGUCCCAAAGGCUUGAGAAAAAUAUCCUUUAUCGGAUACUCCUUAGGUUCUCUCAUCAUCCGUUCAGCCCUUCCCCACCUUUCCCACUAUUCCUCAAAAAUGCAAUUUUUCUUGUCUCUUUCCUCUCCUCAUCUCGGAUACAUGGAAAACUCAAGCAAGCUUAUAGACGCUGGGGCGUGCAUGAAAACCUUGCUUAAAAGCGACUGCCUCUUACAGUGCACAAUGACAGAUGCUCACAACCCUUGGGACACUUAUAUAUAUAAAUUAAGUUCUCAAGUUGGCUUAGGCUGGUUUAAGCACAUAUGUUUCCUCAGCUCCUAUCAAGAUAAUUACACUCCUUUUUCUUCAGCAAGGGUCGAAAUUUCUCCAACUUCUAAUGAGAUUUAUGUUGAAAUGGCACAAAAUAUUUUCUCACAAAUAAAAAUCCCAAAAAUCUGCAGGCUUGACGUACAUUUUCCGGUUGAGGAGUCCUUGAAACCCCACGUGCAAAUUGUCCAGAAUUCGUCAUUGGUUCAGCUUUUCUUAUAUUCGUGUCCCCAUUUCUUUGAAUUAACUAAUUAA
Messenger RNA from Blepharisma stoltei, 2001 nucleotides. The record is from the annotation of a GenBank genome assembly. Lineage: Eukaryota; Ciliophora; Heterotrichea; Heterotrichida; Blepharismidae.